ACAUAGUUGUUGUACCCGGAAUUUAAGGCGGAGUGACAGCUCUCGCAUUUUCCUCCUCUUUAACUGCCAGACGAACCAGACAAGACAGAAAGGAGCGGACAGAAGAACGUCAUGGAUCCCAACACCACGAUUCUGCGAGUUAAAAGGAAACGGGGGACCGAUCCCGCUGACGCCUUGUUGUUAGCGUGUAAACGCAUCAGGCCCGAAUCGUCCCAGAGCUCAGGCGAAACGGUACCGGAGCCCAACGAAGCUGAAGUGGAAAACUCUGUCUUCAAACUCGUGGCGACCGUAGCAACACAGGACGCUCCUGUACAGACGCAGGUUCGACAGGCUUUGGCACGUCCUCGCACAGCGCAUGCGCUUCGCCCUUCUGCUACCAGUUCACAGCGGAUAAUUGGGGAUCUGCGGAGCACAAAGUGGAGCACCCGGAGGGAAGAACGCUACAGAAUACUGUCGAGCCACCGUGCCAGUCUGUCGAGUCAAACUGAGCAGCAAACCCCUCAGACAGAUGCUGCCGAUGUUAGAGAGGAAACCGAGAAAAAGCCAGACAAAUGUGGGGGUCUUGGAAACAUCCAGGUGGUGGAUGUCAUCCACGAGGAAGCAGAGGACCAGGAUAAACCUCUUGGCAAGAUGUGGUCCUCAGACUCCGAGGUGAUUCUGUGCAACAACACCAAGAUGCUGCGGGAGCGUCUGAGCAUAACUGGAGACGGGCUGGGGGAGGAGCACCGGGAGCAGGACGACGAUUACGUCUAUGAUCUUUACUACCAGGAAACGGUCACACCAGGCUGGAUCCAGGACAUCCUGUCUGUCAGGCCCUACACUGAUGAGGGAGAACUGGUUCCUGAUCUUGUGGUUCAUGAAGAAGAGGUGUAUGACGACGAGGAUGAUGAGAAUGAAGAAAGCAACUGGAGGAAUGACUACCCUGAUGAGGACAGUGACGCAGACGGUGACAGAGAGGAGCGCUAUGGAGGUUACUGGGAGGAAGAGCACUCGUACAGCAGGAGGAGCUGGCAGCGCUACCAGAGGGAAGUGUUGCACGAGCUGGGCUGCAGUGGUGAAGAUGACGAUGAAGCCGGCGACGACGGCAACAAAUAUGAUUCCGACUGAUUGGUCCCUUUUUGCACUUUGAGGAUCUUUCCAGUUCCUUCAUCACAAAUGACACCAUACUCUGAGAUCGUCUGUGUCGUUCAGAGCAGAGAAAAGUAUCUGCCAAAAUUAAAUCCCACCUCACAGCGAAGCAACUCGUGUAGCACUCGUCAAAUUUUCUAAUCAUCAAGUUACGUGCCAAAGUGUUAACAUGUCAGUCACAAAGCUUGUGGACAGAAGAUGGUUCAGGCGGUUAAAUUCUAGAAGUCAUGUCUUACUGCACAGAUGGUGAAGGAGUUGGUGUUGUUUCCAGAAGGAUCCAGAUGUUUUUUUUUAACCGUGGAGUGAAUUUGUGUGUGGGUGUUUGUUCAAAGUGGAUGUGUGUUAGAGUCGUCGCACAUUAGUGAGAUUUGCCUCGUAUGCUUUGUGCUGUUUCCAUUUUUUGUUAGUGAGGUGUCUUAAGGCCGUGUGUGCUUGCAGUUUAGGGUGUGUGCAUCUCGUGCAUGGUAGUGCGUAUGUAUAACUGCAUUCGUUUUUCUGCAUUUGUGUAAGCGUGCUGCAGAGUUUUCUGUCGUGGAUGCGUGUUUGGUUCAGAAAUUCCCCAAGUUCAGACUGGUUGGAUGCUUGUUGAAUUACGUUUUUGUAAAUAUGUAGAUGUGUAAAAAAAAAUAAAAAGAAAGCUUUCAAUAAAAGUUGGUUUUCUCCUG
Messenger RNA from Melanotaenia boesemani (Boeseman's rainbowfish), 1793 nucleotides. RefSeq names its product solute carrier family 7 member 6 opposite strand (gene slc7a6os). The coding region runs from base 112 to 1107 and encodes 331 amino acids. The transcript has 5 exons. Gene Ontology annotation, biological process: developmental process. NCBI's taxonomy places the organism in Eukaryota, Metazoa, Chordata, Actinopteri, Atheriniformes, Melanotaeniidae. The record is from RefSeq and is a predicted model, not a curated record.